Molecule: messenger RNA, 2850 nt
Organism: Durusdinium trenchii
Lineage: Eukaryota; Dinophyceae; Suessiales; Symbiodiniaceae
Source: the annotation of a GenBank genome assembly
AUGCGCUGGUGGGUCUCAAGCCUAGACCUCGCUUCGACUGCCAAGUACAACCUGGCAGCACGUUGGCUCUUGCGUCAGACUGGCAUAGUGCGUCAGCGAGGGGAAGAGUUUAACCCUGAGGACUUGGCUUACAAGCCUGCGGAAAUGGGCAUUGACCCGACCACCAACGAUGAGAUCGAGAUCACUCCUCCCGACUACUUGCGUGGCUUGAACAAGCUGCUUGACGCCCUUGAGUCGAUCAAUGGCCAGACGGUUUUGGACAAGCGUGGUGAACUGCGAAGCCAAUUUUAUUUGGAACUUCAACGAAAGCCUGGGGAACGGUUGAGUGAGUUCUGCACUCGGUUCAGGACACUUGUUGCUGACCUCCAAGCUGAACAAGUUCACUUGCCGGCCUCUGAACUCGGUUGGUUCCUCAAGAACAAGAUUGGCCUUGAUCCUCUUCGUCGCCAGUUGCUUGAGACGGCGCUUCAAGGCCGAGAGGAAUACAAUGUGAUCGAGGCCGAAGUUCUCCGACUCUUCAAAGACCUGCAUUUGGCUGAUCCUCUUCACCGGAAGUUUGGCCAAGGUGGUGACAAGCCGAGGUUGUCGAUUCGUCGGAUGUUUCAGUCGGUUGGUCCUUCGUCCUCCGCUUCGUCCUCUGCUUCGACCAUUAGUAGAAGUCCCUCCAUGUUUUCCUCAGCGUCCUCCUUUCGGAGACCUUCGACGGCCAGUGUCAGCAGUGCCCCAACUCGGAAGGUCUAUAUGGCUGAAGUGCCUGAAGAGGGCCAUGAGGAUGGACCUGUUGAAGAAGUCUUGGAAGCCUCAGCUGAGACUGCUGAGGAUGUGGAAGAGCCAGGACUUGUGGACUUCCUCCAGUCUGAAGCAGAAUGCCUUGCCACGGAACUUCAGGCUGCUGAAGAACAGGGUGCCGAUCCAGACUUGUUGCAAAGCGUGGAGGCCGAUUUUGAACAGGCAGCAGAGGCAUUAGUCACAAUGAAAGAGGCUCGCUCCAAACUCCAAGAGCUUCGAAAAGACCGAGGCUUCGGUAAGCCUUCGCCAGGAGGCCCAGCUGGAGGUGCGAAGAAUGCUGGAGUGCCAGCAGCAAGGAAAGCGUCAGGUCGCCACCCAUGCUUUGACUGCAACCAGCAUGGUCACUGGGCAGGCGACAAAGAGUGCCCAAAGCCAGGAGCAGGACUUGGACGCAAGCCGUUGGCUGUGGCAAAAGCAAAGCCGCGGCAAGUGCGAGUGACUGAAGCGCUUCAUGCAGAACAUGAUCCCAGCACUGUUUUGGUUGGUACUUCAUCCUCCUCACCUCCAUCGGCAUCACUCCCGGUUGACCCCAAGGUUCAUGAAGCCUCCAUGGUAAACCAUGUAGGGUCUCUUCGUUUGGACCAAGCUCUGGACUUCACCAUCAACAACCACCGGGUUUCUCACGCAGCCUUGAUCGCUGGUUCGCCGCCCGCCUCUCAGGUGCUGUCAGAAGAGAAGAUUCUGGUGGGCGCCUUGGACUCGGCCUGCAACCGUACGUGUUGCGGUGAGUUUUGGUUGGACACUUAUGUAGAGCAUCUGAAGUCCUCUGCACCCGCUUGGAUCACCAAUCUGAUUGUGAAUGUCGAUGAGACCGAGCGUUUCAAGUUCGGGAACGGUGGAACAGUCCCCUCAACCAAACGCUGGCGAAUUCCAAUUUGUUUGGGACAGAAACGUUUGCUGCUUUUAUGGAUUUCAGUUGUUCCGAUUAGUUCAUUGGGAUGUUUGCUUGGUCGUGACUUCAUGGACGCCCGUGGAGCCGUGCUUGAUUUUGGGAACCGCACUGUUGAAUUUCGCUUCAUCCAGCUCCAAAGGCUGGACCUGGCACAAAUGUCAGCUGGGCACUUCAUGUUGCCCCUGCAGCCGAACGUCCUCGAGCUCCUCGAUUACCAGAUCAGCGGCAUGGCGACUCCGGCAGACACUCCGUACGAGCUGAUUCCAUUGACGCCCAGCUUGAUUGCUCAGUACACGGAGCAUGUGGGAAGUCGAGCCUUCGUACCAUACCGGUGGAGAAGGUUCAUCCUUCGCAUGUUGGAUCGUGCCUUCUGGCACGCACGAAGCUUGCUGCUUUGGUUGGCGCCGCGCUCACAUUUGCGGUACUUGCCUUUUCCUUACCCUGCCAUUUCGUCUGUGACCGAUUGGAAGCUGCAAGCGCAGACUAUGGUGGACAACCACUCGAUGAGCCGCCGUCACCACUACUAUGCCACCAACCGGAACCUCUACACGGAUAUGAUUCUUCAGACUUUCCUCUUGACUCGGCAGAUGAAAGGGCAUGGUCAACGGGUGAAGCAAGCUGCAUUGGACGAAGCCCGAGAGCGAGCUCGCCAGGAGACAGCAGUUCAGGAUCGAGAGAUUUUGGCCCGUCAGAUGAUCGGUCCUCGUGGUGGACUACCACCUCUCCGAGCCGACCUUGUUCGUUUGGCCUUGCUGUUGAAUGUCGAGGUCGAUGCGAAGGACACGAUUGCCAAUUUGCAGAAGAAGAUUCGGCCGAUUGUGGACAUUCUCAAGCAAAAACCCACUCCGGCGAGCAGUUCAACCUUGAAGCAUCAGACGGUCCCUUCCACUCCUCCGGGACGAUCUGGUGUAUCAACAUGGUCGAGUCCUCCGAGUACAGCGUGGGCCCAAGUGGACCGAAUGACUCCACCUCUGACUCCAGAGCAGCGAGCCGACAUGGGCUCCAACAUCGGACAGGAACUCCAUGCCAUGGAGCUGAAGGUGCAAGCGCUGAUGAAGGCCCAGGACGAGCGCUUCAAUGCGAUGAUGCAAACCGUCCUCCAGGCCGUGCAGAACCAGCAGAGUGGAGCCUCCGUGGAUGCCAAGAUCGAGAUUGUGGACUCGGAUUGA